UUAAAAAUUGAAUGUUUUGUUUGUUUUUCUUGUUUCUUGUUUGGUUUGGUUUGAUUUUGAUUUUGCCCUUUGGCAAUGUCAUCAUCUACUUCAUUAUCAAACGAAAUUUCUGUCGUCAGAAAUUCCGUUGAAUUUAUCUAUGACGAUGUGGAUGAUGAUUUUGAUGAAAUUGAAACAAUAUUCGAAUGUUAUCGACCAUCAACAAUGGCCGGCCACAACAACAACAACGAUAAUAAGAAACGAUCAUUCAAUCAACACGAUAAUGAUGAAAUAUUAUUGCUCAAAGAAUUUAUACCGGCCAAAUCGAAUACAAAUCAUUCGAAUGAUGUAAUUUUUAUCGAAUCAAUUUCAUCAAGCAAAAAUCAUUAUGAUCAUCAUCAAAUUACGAACAAAAAAUCUCAAUCACGAAUCGAUGAUUAUUUUCGACAGUUUAGCCAAGGAAACACGAUUCGUGGACACGAAAAUCAGCCGAAAUCUGUGAUAAAUAAAUCAAAAAUGGUUGAAAAUCUUUCACUGUUGGAUCCACUUUUAGAAACACUUGAUCCAACACCCGAUUUACAAUGUUUAUUCAAAGAAUUUGAUGAAAAAUUUUUCGAAAACCAUCUUGGUAAACAGAAAAAUUUUCAAAUUGUUUGGUGUAAUCGUCUGACAACAUCAGCCGGUAUAUUUACUGUUGGUUAUUUUGGUAAACGAAAUGGUGAACGUCGUUAUAGACAAGAAAUACGUUUAUCAUCGAAAUUAUUAUCAUUACGACCACGAUCGGAUUUAAUCAAUACAUUAUUACAUGAAAUGAUACAUGCUUAUAUUUAUUUUGCACGAAUCAAUGAUAAUGGAUCACAUGGUCAAUGUUUUCAGGAAUUUAUGUACAAAAUUAAUCAUUCGGCUGGAACAAAUAUUACGGUUUUUCAUACGUUUCAUGAUGAAGUUAAAUAUGCUCAGAAGGAUUUGGUUGAACAACGAAACAGAAACAAACGAAUCAAGAAAAAUAAUCAACAACAACAACAACAAAUAACCGAUGGAAAUAAUCAAUCAGUAUUGGAUGGUUGGUUAAUACGUCCGGAUAAUGAUCAUCAUCGAAAACCAAAGAAAUUCUUUACCCUAAACUAAUUACUGUGAUUAAACUUUGAUUUUUUACUUGUGUUUUUU
This is a messenger RNA of Dermatophagoides pteronyssinus (European house dust mite), 1146 nucleotides long. RefSeq names its product DNA-dependent metalloprotease SPRTN (gene mh). Lineage: Eukaryota; Metazoa; Arthropoda; Arachnida; Sarcoptiformes; Pyroglyphidae. Gene Ontology annotation, cellular component: nucleus. Gene Ontology annotation, biological process: DNA damage response. The record is from RefSeq and is a predicted model, not a curated record. Gene Ontology annotation, molecular function: metalloendopeptidase activity; polyubiquitin modification-dependent protein binding; single-stranded DNA binding.